UCUGUGGGCCAAGGCUCGGAAGGGGAGUAGGAGGCAGGCAGACUUAUUAAAGGAGAAACUUGGGGCUGAGCAAACUGGGUCCCUUUGGGCAGGGAAGGAGAAGGGAAGAUUCCUGGAAGAAGAAAAUUAGGCACACUGGGAGCUCUGUUUUGUGAGGGAAUGAUGCUCUUGUUAUUACAGAGGUUAAUAAUGGUAAUGAUCUUGAAUGGCUGGGUCAGUCCAGAGAGACCAAGCUCUCCACAGUCCUUCCUCACAGAAGCUUUUCUGGAGAAGUCAAGGGGUCCCCAACUUGGUUGUGGUUGAGGAGAAUAAAAUAAAGACCUUUCCUCUCUCUCCCUGCCCUUUCCUCUCUGACUCCUUGAGGAUCCCAGGAAAAAAAGGAACCUUAUAAAAUCGCCAUCACCUUCCCCACCCCCCUUAUUUUUCCUCUCCUCUUUGCAGUUCAUGGAAAAUGCACCAUCUUCUUCUUCGGGAGGUGGGCUUUCCUGGGGUGCCCUGUUCAUGAAGCAAGCAGUUACCAUUCCAUAUCCCCAGUAAUUCUGUCUCUGACCCUGGAGGAGAGAGAUCCAGGAUUCUCUUGCCUGCUCCAUGGAAUUCUCCCUCUAUCCUUAGCCUUUCCCAAGCUCUGCCUUCCUUGGUCCUGGGUGCCUGGUCCCAUGGGUGUCUGGCCUCUCAGAAGCCAAGAACAGAUUGGGGCAUUUUGAGAUGCCCUCAUCAAGCCCCUUUCGUUUCCUUAAUUCCGGAUUCCCAGCCUCCUAUCAUUUCUUUAAUUCUGGAAGCACCAGGCCAGGGAGCCCUCCAUAAGCUACCCUAAAGCCAACCUAAUUCCUAGAACUUUCAAAACUGCCUUUCAGCUCCUUUAAAACUAAAAGUCCUUUCCCCCUCUAACAGGAAAGUUUAGGUUACAAAUCUCCAGCAGCGCAAGCUUCCUGAAGCCUUAAGUCAGAAUUUUCAACAGCAACAACGCUAAUAAUAAUAAGAAUUAAAGCUUGCAUCAAAGGGAGAAAGGGACACCCCAGCUCAAGUUUUAAAGGGGAUAUAAUCCAGCAGCCUUGGAUGAGAGUGGGGUAGGGGGGUCAGUGAGGCCAGGAUGAGCAAGGAAGGGGGUGGGGAACCCAACCUCUAACUAACAAUUUCUCCAGCAUAAAAAUGAAACAUCAAAUUCGUUAGCCCAGGGCCUUCAUUUUUCCUCUUCCACAUUAUAACUAGUUAUUGAACUCGCUGGAAGAUCUAAAGGCCAUUUGCGAAGAGACAAAUUUCAAUGGAGUUUCCCCAUCAAUAACCCCAUGGCAGUGACCUAUUGGAACAAGUCAAACACCCGAGGUGAAAUGCAGGUCACUCUGUCUAACCAAUAUUAAAAUGCGGCCACUUUUUAAAAAGCCACUUUAAACGAGAUUUGAGGAAAAUUGAAUUCCAAGGAAGGCAAGGCAAGGAGGGGGAAAUCCACGAGAGGACCUUGCCUAUGGUCUCCGAACAAACAAGAGAAAUUCAUCUUUAAUAUUUUAAAGGGGGGCAAAUUAACAUUCCAUGAUUGCUUUUUUUUUUUUUUUUUUUUUUUUUACUAUAAGCGAUUCCAGGAGGAAAAAAAAGGUUUAGUAUUUUCUGGUGACAUGUCCGGGUUAUUAAAAUCAUUUUAGACCAAUUCAUUACUUUUACUGACAAGAGAUUUAAGAAAAAAUCAAUUAAGCAUUUGCAUAUUCUUUUGCAUACAUUACCUCUGCCUGCUGGCAUUAGAAAGGGACAAAAACACCCAUCUAUACGUACACACACGACAAGAAAUAAGAUAGGAGUCUUGCUUUGGUUUGGGGUUUUCAAGUUGCUUGGAGAAAAAAUAAAAAUGAAAUGAAUUACUUGAUUGCAUACCAUCUAAAAGUCAAUUUAUUUGAGGAAGAGGAAAGAGAUGUGUUGUGAUUUUUUAAUCUCUAAAACAACAACAAAACCACACACACACACACACACACACACACACACACACAAUCCUGCACUUCUGAGAGUGGGAGAAGGAAUGACCCUCAUUUUCCUUCUCUUUGCCCUCCAAAUCCUGAGUUGGCUCUCCCAUUUAUUUUCUCCCUAGGAAAACCUAGGGAGUCUGAGAGGUGAGAUUUUAAUGCAGCCCAGAACAUGUGGAGCCGCCGAGGUCCUUCAGCCGGCUGCUUGUUACUGGGGAGGGGAGGAAUAUGGGUUAUCCAACGGUCAGUAUGGUAAUCCGGGCACAAUAAGGCCUCGCACACAAUGGACACAUAUUUUUCUUCAGUGGUGUCAGAAGGGAAGCGCUUUGUACUGAAACAGGUUUCCGAAAGAGAAACCAGAUCGAGAUUCAGAAAGGAGAUGGGGAGGGUGGCAUUCAGAGAGUGUUUGGAAGCUGGCAAAAGGUGGUCAGAAAAAAUUUAAAAAUAAAAUUGGGUCAGGGAGAGAGAGGUAGAGGGCAGAGCAGGGGUGGGGGGGUGGAGACCCACGGGCUGGCAAGGCAGGAGCAGGAGGGCAAAGCACAAAAGGAGACAGGACCAGAUAAGAGGGCUCAACACAGGCAGGAGCGGCUUUAGUACUCCCCCCUCCAUAAAGCCAAUGCUAAGUGCACUGCCUCUCCAGAAGGAUUUCAUUUCUGUGAUUAUAAUAAUAUCCAGGUGAAAAUGUUUGCAUGUAUGUGUAUGGUGGAGUCUGGCUGGCUUGCUAUUUUCCCUUGUGAUAGGUGACUUUCUUGCUAUUAAGCUAUAGGCACCCAGAAGGAGUUUUAUGGCGAAUGAUGUAGAUGAAUGUGGACAAAUUUGGGGGAGUCUCCCAGAUUUCACUUUCUGGAGGUGCGUGUUGAAUUGGCUGUGCCAACGUGGAACGAGAACCCCACAUAUUUAUGGCUGCAUAAGGAAGCAUCUGAUGUAUUAACAAGUACUAAUAGUAUGUAUGCAUAUAUAUUUGUUAGCCGUAAUAACCAAAGACAGGCUUGACAUUCAGCUGGAGGCAACUGAACUCUGUAUCUAUGUCUACGUAUUGGCCCAAGGUGGGUUUUCUGCUCCUGCUCCCUUGAACCACCUGCAGGAGCUCAGAAUCUUGGGGAGUGGGGGUGUGGGACCGGCAAUGCCUUGGGAAGAACUCCCUAAGAAUCCCGAGAAGGUGAAGAGAUGGAAGAAAAGAGGGUUGUGGUGGGGGCAGGGCUGGUAGAAGGAGAGUGGGAGGGCUGGGAGCAGGAGAGCCAGGCCCAGACCUCACCUUUCCAAGGUGGGGAAGAGAAUAUUCCGGGCCAGGACUGGGUGGGGCAACUUGAUCCAGGUGCUGGCCUGAAAGGGAGGUUGGGGGUGGGGCUGGAAGGCUUUCUUCUUCUUCAGCAACCCUCCCCCCACCCUACCUGAGCUCUCUGGAGCUUUGGCUCUCCCUGUGGGGCAGUCUGGGGCUGCGGUUCAGACUCUUUAUGUAGGCAGCAUCCAGCAUUGGUUUCCCUCUGCCCUCUUCCAGCAACUUAUGAUUAACCUGCCCCUACCCCCAAUAAAGACGACAAAUCAAACCCUCCCAGACUCCACACCACUAUCACCCAAGUAGCAGCCUUCUCCUCCUCACAGUUUCACGUUCCUCUUCCAGCCAAACUGGCCAGUCCUCACAUGCACACGGUCCCAGACAGGAAUGGGCAGAGGUUCUCAACCCACUUGGGAAAUCUGGGAAUCUCCUCUAAGAGAUGGUGGACCUUCAGGGAAUUCCUGUUUCCUCAGCCACCUGGUGGGACGGGGGCAGGGCACUGUCCUCUUGGGGAGAGGGUAUCCAGGAGCCCCCAAGCACUCCUCACUCCUGGUGAGCCUGGGGUGAGGGGGGCCUCGGCAUGACAUCGGAGGAUGUAAGGUGGUCAGCGGGCCCAGGCGGUUCUCAUUUCUGCCCUCAGGGUGAGCCCUAAUUUGAAGAUGGGAACCCCCCUCUCCCGCAUCCCUAAGGUGGUGAAAGAUAGGUGGGGAAUCUCCUGCCUUCGGUCUUCCCUCUCAUGAGAGAGCUUUAUUUUUUUUUCCCUUUCCCCUCCUCAUUCCCUUAAUUGCAGAUGUUCUAAUUAAACCCUCAAAUAGUUGUUAUGCCGUUUUAAAAGGUACUUAUUCAAGUGUCAACCAGGCUGGGCUGGGAGGAGGCAGCGUAGGGCGGCGAAUUAAAGGUAGAUUGACUAAUCACGGCGGCGAUCAUAAUAAUAAAAUCAGAGGGAAAAAAAUCACAUUACGACUUUUCGUGGAAAGGAGGGAGCAGGCAGCCAGCGGCCGCCAGCCCUGCGCCGCCGCCGACACAAAGAGUGCGGGCGAUUCCGCGAGACUGAUUUAUGACGUUUUACAGCCCUAUAAAAGCUGGAGCGACGAGGCAAGCGCUCCUACCACCGCUGGCAGAUUUAGUCUAAUAAAUAAAACAUAAACAGUUAACUUUAUGUGUCACUUUUAUUGUUAUCAAGUAAAAUAUAGCCGAGCCCCGGCAAGCUAUGAUUUUAAACUAUAAUUGUUAUCAAGUACAACAAGGGGACCCAGCUCCCUCCCUGGGCUCUCCCUUCUGCCACCCCCCAACUCUGAGUUAUGGGAUCAGCUAAUUGGAAUCGGUGGCACGGCGGCGUGGCCACCCCUGGCUGCGGGGGGGGGGGGUGGUGUCGGAAAAAGCAGCCCUUCCUUGCCCCCUCCCUCCUCCAGGGCCCUGCCACCCGGCCAUCAGGGUGUUCCUGUGGGUGGGUGGCAGAGACAGGGGAGCGUGGAGGAAUGGGCUGGAGACCCCCGAGGCCUGCCCAGCCUCCCCAGCUCGGUGAGCUCACCCCUCAGCUUUUGGAAGGCAGCCUGGAGCUGGCCCUUGGGAGUGUGUGUUUACAUGUAAACACAUGUGUUACAUGGAUACAAUCCCUGGCCGGAAGCAGGCUCUACCCACACAGGCCUCCCUCUCAGUUAGGUCAGCUCACUGUGGGGAUGAAGAAAGAAGAGCGCUCAGGGCCGUGGCUGGGCACCAUCACAGGGCACUGGUUCCUGGCAGAUCCCACUUCUCCUCGCCCUAGGUCCUUAGGCACCAGCCCUGGAGGUACGGGGGCUCAACCCCCAGACUUCCAGAAAUGACGUCAGAAUCAUUUGCAUCCCGCUGCCUCUACCUGCCCGGUCCAGCUGGGACCCUGCCUCGCCGGCCCCAUGGCCAGAGGGUUGGGUGAGUGUGUACGGGGAAGGGGGCUGGACUCUGGUAUCCUUGGAUGGGGGGCACCCCAGGCUCUCCAGCCUCCUGGGCUUAGCCUGGGCCCCUCCCCAUCCAACCUCCACUCCAGUCCUCCUCAUUCAACUUCCUCUUCCUGCAAAAGAGGGGCGCUGCCCGGUGACCUACACAGACUGAGACAGGAUCGCCAUGAAUGGAGACCUCUGGAAAAGCUCAGGAGCCGAGGCCCAGGGGGCCCACCGGAGGCCCAAGGGGAGACCAUGGGAGGGGGCUGAAUCACAGCCUCCCGACAGCCCCCCAGUGCCCAGGCUUUGGAAGGGAGCUGGGGGCUUCCCAUCUCCUUUUGCAGGGGAGGGCUGUCAGUCGGCGGCGUGCUCACUGGGGGCACCUCAGCCCCCGCCAGCUAACCCCACAUCACCACCACCACCACCCCCAGCACCACCACCACCACCACCACACACAAAAAAAAUUGGAUACAUUUUGAAUAAAGCGAUUCGGUUCCUUAUCCGGGGACUGGGUUGCUCCGUGUGAUUGGCCGGCGGAGUCACAUGGUGAAAGUAACUUUACAGGGUCGCUAGCUAGUAGGAGGGCUUUAUGGAGCAGAAAAACGACAAAGCGAGAAAAAUUAUUUUCCACUCCAGAAAUUAAUGAUCAUGAGCUCGUAUUUGAUGGACUCUAACUACAUCGAUCCGAAAUUUCCUCCAUGCGAAGAAUAUUCGCAAAAUAGCUACAUCCCUGAACACAGUCCGGAAUAUUACGGCCGGACCAGGGAAUCGGGAUUCCAGCAUCACCACCAGGAGCUGUACCCACCACCGCCUCCGCGCCCUAGCUACCCCGAGCGCCAGUAUAGCUGCACCAGUCUCCAGGGGCCGGGCAAUUCGCGAGGCCACGGGCCGGCCCAGGCGGGCCACCACCACCCCGAGAAAUCACAGCCGCUCUGCGAGCCGGCGCCUCUCUCAGGCGCCUCCGCCUCCCCGUCCCCAGCCCCGCCAGCCUGCAGCCAGCCAGCCCCUGACCAUCCCUCCAGCGCCGCCAGCAAGCAACCCAUAGUCUACCCAUGGAUGAAAAAAAUCCACGUUAGCACGGGUAGGCAACUUUGCUUUUUGCUCUCCCCCUCCCUCCCCUCUUCCCCAGCGCUCCCCACCCUCCCCGGCCCCCUCCGGCCCCCGUCCUCCUUUCUCUCCUUCCCCCUCUCUCUCCAGGAGCGACUCUGGGUUAGCACAAUUGAACUGGAUUUACGAGCGAGAAUGGUGAACCCCAAUUAUAACGGAGGGGAACCCAAGCGCUCGAGGACAGCCUACACCCGGCAGCAAGUCCUGGAAUUAGAGAAAGAGUUUCAUUACAAUCGCUACCUGACCCGAAGGAGAAGGAUCGAGAUCGCCCACUCGCUGUGCCUCUCUGAGAGGCAGAUCAAAAUCUGGUUCCAAAACCGUCGCAUGAAAUGGAAGAAGGACCACCGACUCCCCAACACCAAAGUCAGGUCAGCGCCCCCGGCCGGCGCUGCGCCCAGCACCCUCUCGGCAGCCACCCCGGGCACUUCUGAAGACCACUCCCAGAGCGCCACGCCGCCGGAGCAGCAACGGGCAGAGGACAUUACCAGGUUAUAAAACAUAACUCACACCCUGCCCCCACCCCAUGCCCCCAUCCUCCCCCUCACACACAAAUUGACUCUUAUUUAUAGAAUUUAAUAUAUAUAUAUUUUUUGGUUCUUUUCUCUCUUCCUCCCACCUUAUCCCUUGUCAAUUCCAAACUGACAAAACAGAUAAGCCCUCUGCCCUUCUCUCCCUUCCACUGUUAAGGACCCUUUUAAGCAUGUGAUGUUGUCUUAGCAUGGUACCUGCUGGGUUUUUUUUUUUAAGGCCAUUUUUGGGGGGUUAUUUAUUUUUUAAGGAAGAAAGCUGCAAAAAUUAUAUAUUGCAAGGUGCGAUGGUCUGGUUUGGGUGAAUUUCAGGGGAAAUGAGGAACAGAAAAAAAGGAAAGAGAUUUUUAAGCCAAUUCUCCUCCUUCUCCUCCUCCUCCUUCCCCCCUCUUUCCUUAGGCCUUUUGCAUUGAAAAUGCACCGGGGGAGGUUAGUGAGGGGGAAGUCAUUUUAAGGAGAACAAAGCUAUGAAGUUCUUUUGUAUUAUUGUUGGGGGGGGGCUGGGAGGAGAGGGGGGAAGACAGCAGACAAAGCUAAAUGCAUCUGAAGAGCCUCUCAGAGCUGUUCAGUUUGAGGAGCCAAAAGAAAAUAAAAAUGAACUUUCAGUUCAGAGAGGCAGUCUAUAGGUAGAACCCCCACCCCCCACCAUCGUGGUUAUUGUGUUUUUGGACUGAAUUUACUUGAUUAUUGUAAAACUUGCAAUAAAGAAUUUUAGUGUCGAUGUGAAAUGCCCCGUGAUCAAUAAUAAACCAGUGGAUGUGAAUUAGUUUUA
Acinonyx jubatus (cheetah) is the source of this 7547-nucleotide messenger RNA. RefSeq names its product homeobox C4 (gene HOXC4). Gene Ontology annotation, biological process: regulation of transcription by RNA polymerase II; anterior/posterior pattern specification; embryonic skeletal system morphogenesis. Lineage: Eukaryota; Metazoa; Chordata; Mammalia; Carnivora; Felidae. Gene Ontology annotation, molecular function: RNA polymerase II cis-regulatory region sequence-specific DNA binding; DNA-binding transcription factor activity, RNA polymerase II-specific. The transcript is spliced from 3 exons. The record is from RefSeq and is a predicted model, not a curated record. Gene Ontology annotation, cellular component: nucleus. Bases 5784 to 6743 code for a protein of 319 amino acids.